AUGCCACCCCUCCCGCCGCAUGCUAGGCCGCCCUUUCCACCGAACCUCGCGUACCACAACAGGGAAGAGAAUCACAACGGCAAACGUCCUCAUUCUCAAGUCCCUCCUUCGCGCAGUAUUCGCGGCCGACAUCGCUCGCCAACUAUAGAGCCCGAGCCUCCGGGUAGUCCGACGCCCUCUUACAUCGAGCUCUCCUCUGAGCCAUCAACUUGUACCCUCUCCGCACCUCGCAAGCUGCUCGUUCUUGAUCUCAAUGGAUCCCUGGUCAUCCGCUCGGCACGCAAACCGGGACCCGGCCCACAACCUGUACGAACCGUCAAUCCGCGGCCGUACAUGGGUUCCUUCUGCGAAUUUCUCUUCCAUCCCCAGACGAAGGAAUGGCUGGACGUGAUGGUGUGGAGUAGCGCGCAACCUUACAGCGUGAAUGAUAUGGUGGACAAGGCGUUUGGGAGGCACAAGAAGGACCUCGUCGCGAUCUGGGCUAGGGAUACGCUGGGACUCAGCCAAGAUCAUUACCACAAGAAGGUCCAGACGGUCAAGGACUUGCGGAAACCCUGGUCCGAAUUACCCGCCAUCCUCAAUCCUUCGAGCGCCGUGGACUCAGUGGAACUUCAAGAGCCCGUGUUAUCCCAUUCCAGACAAUCCUCCGUUGCACCUACAGAGCGUGAUCCUACGUCAUCUCCCACGUUACCGCCGUCCUCCCAGCUUUCCAUCGCGUCCGAUGCGCCGCAGUCUUCUGCGGUCCACUCGGCGCUGACCACGCUUCUGCUCGACGACUCGCCCAAGAAAGCCGUCUUACAACCAUGGAACCACCUCUGCAUCCCGGACUACACACAGACUCUUCGCAACGCCGACCUGGCGAUCCUCACCGCGGAGAGAGCCCGCGCUGAACAUGCUGCCGCCCUCGCUGCUACACCACAUCCCGACGUUGCACCCAGCUCCGAUGCCGCACCAGACUCUUCACCUCCCGUUCCUGAAGCGGACGCGCCGAUAGGUCCGUUGACGGCCGAACAAGCCGAGGCGCCACCACCCGAGGAUGAUGGGUCGCGGAUGGACCCUACUCUCCUGGCCGUCGUUGGUGUACUGCAUACGCUCAAGGACGAAAGCAAUGUCGCGGGAUGGAUACGGGCUGGAGGGUUGUGGCCUGACGGGAAGCACGAGGUCCCGGGUAACGCCAUGGAUGGCAACGAGGCUGUUGCGGGGAUCGAGGUAGAGAAGGUUGCUGAAGCAGCGAAGAUGUGGUUUGAAGAUGAAGGCGCGUUCAAGUUCUGGGAGGACAGGGGCCGUGCGGCGAUGGAGGAGCUAGGCAUCGUUGUUGAGCAUGGGCUCACAAAGUGA
Peniophora sp. CBMAI 1063 is the source of this 1338-nucleotide messenger RNA. Lineage: Eukaryota; Fungi; Basidiomycota; Agaricomycetes; Russulales; Peniophoraceae. The record is from the annotation of a GenBank genome assembly.